This is a messenger RNA of Linum trigynum, 2750 nucleotides long. The record is from the annotation of a GenBank genome assembly. NCBI's taxonomy places the organism in Eukaryota, Viridiplantae, Streptophyta, Magnoliopsida, Malpighiales, Linaceae.
CUUUUUUUCGCUUUUGCUCAGAUUUGUAAUACAUUUCUUCUCCGCAUCCUCUCUCUGUCCACUGAACAUGAAACCCUAGAUUCGGCGAAUUGUGCAGCAUAGCGUUCGUUAAUUAGAUCAAUUCUCCAUAGCGCGCAUCCAGCUCUCUGCUUUACUGCGGCUCUCCGGUGUACGAGCGAGUUUGGAUUGCAGCGGUGGAGGACUGGAGGUGAUUGGGUUGCAGCUCUUUUGGCGCGGAAUACGGCUGCUAGACUCCAUGAAUGGUCAUCGGAAACAGGUGGAUUACGGUUCUUUGAAAUCUGGCUUUUGAUCUUCACUCUUCAGCUUUAGGUAGGUAGGUAGUAUUGAAUUCAGCAGUAGUUGCAUUCCAGAUGGGGGAAAAAAAUAGGAAAAGGCGCAGAGGGGAAGAAGAUAGUACUAAUGACAGAUUAAGUAGUCUUCCAGAGCCCAUUCUUUAUCACAUCCUUUCGUUCCUCGACACAAAAACUGCCGUUCAGACCUCGGUAUUGUCUCGGUCAUGGAACAGAGUGUGGAAACAUGUCGCUGUCCUCGACCUGAGCUGCCUUUCCUUUCGGCGGUAUAAACGUUUUCGAAGGUUCGUGUCUAAGGUUUUGUCUCUCCGCUAUAAGCUCAAUCUCCACAAGGUGACGGAUGGUUUGUCCCUCGAGAUGUUAGUAUAUGUGCGAAUAUGCUUUAUCGCAUGCUGCUCAACAUUUGGUGAUCAAUCUGCACAAUCAGUACACUGAUGUCUCUGAAAGUGACAGAUUUACGGAUUUGUUCGGCACAGUCUUGAACUGCAACCUCAAUACUCUAGAACUAAGAUAUGUCUGCAUCGACGAUGGUCUUGGAUCUUGUGGCUUCGGAAUGCUGACAACUUUAAGUUUGAAAUAUUGCUCACUGGCUUCUGAUCAACAUAACGACUUCUUUUCUAACUUUCCGUCUUUGAAGAAUUUGAUCUUGAGUUCCUGCGAACCUUUGGAGGACGGCCCUCUUAGUGGUAUGGUGCUCAAGAUAUCGGGACGCCAGUUGGUUAGCCUGAAAUUGGACGAUAUGAUUUGGCUCAAAGUGGAAGUAUUUUCUCCAAGGCUAAAAUUCUUCAGUCUUCGGCAUUAUUUGGGCGCCCUGCAAUCCACCAAGUUAAGCUUGCCUUCUCUCGAUCAUGUUGCUAUUAGUGUCGGUGACUGUAAUGACUUUGGUGAAGACUGGCAUUUGAAAGAUAACCGGGAAUGUGGGGCACAACGUUUCAUCUCCUUGUGCCAAGGUUUGACUAAUGCAACAUCUCUCAUGCUGGAUAACGCCACCAUCCAGGUAUUGAGUCAAAUUUCUGAGUUUCUGGAACAGCAACCCUCUCCCUUUGCAAGAUUGAAGUCCUUGAUCGUGAAAGCCGAGGUUGGCCAUGUACCUUACAAACUGGUCGAUUACUUUCUUAAAGGGUCAUCUAGCAUGAAACCAAACCUCGAGUAUGUGUAGCUCUAUUAUAAUCGAUUUUCUGAUAUAUCUGAUCGUGGUUCGCCAAUAGCUUAUUAUGCUUACUCUUCAGAUCAUUUACCAGUAGGUCAUGGGUUUGUCGAAGUAAUUGGUUUAAGCUGCUCAAAUUGAUUUGACUGGCUUAUGUACCCCAGGUCGGGUUGGCAACAUUGUCAGCUUGAGUGGGACUUAUGCAGACAGUACUUCAGCUUCGUAUUCUUGGUUUCUCAUCUUCUUCACUCCUUCCCCCUAGACUACUCUGUUUUUGCCUCAGUUAUGGACUUAGUACUUAUGGUACCAGCCUAAAUCAACUAUCUUAACAAACUCAUGACGCCUAUGUGUUAAUGUGAAAAUGGCAGAUGGAAUGCUUUGAAUGGUUGAUAUGUGCCAAUGUAACAGUACCUGAGUGGUUAUGUCCUUCCUAUGUUGUUUUGCUGCAUAUGGCCAUCAUAUAGAGCAUGGUAAUCGACUAUGGUAAAUCAUUAAGACUCCGAAGCUUGAGCUGCAGCGUCAAGUCGAAGAACGAGUUGCUUGUGCAUUUGUUUGUUGUUGGCAGUUUUAUUGUCUAAGUAACUAAGUUGGAUCCUAUUUCACUUGCUCUUUGGAAUGAAAUCUUUGAAGCGGCUUCGCUCUAUUUCUUUCAGGUAUACUUUUAGCUGGUCGAUGUAAAAUGGUUCAUACGAGGUAGUGUCGUGAAACAUUUUACCAGUCUUUGUUUCUUUGUAGCAACUAAAGAUGAUUUCUGGGUUCAUAUUCCAAGUGAUUGAAAUCAUUAGCUAACGAUUGAGUUGAGAAUAGUUGAGGAAUAAUCAGAUGCUAUAAAAAAAGGUUUAACUUCCAGAUUUAUUCUUGGUUUGUCAACUUCUUCGUGCUUUGUCCUUUGAUUUGAAGGGAAAGACCUCUCUGAAUUGUUUGUGUUUGCCAACCUAAAUGAGCUAUCUUCUCAAUUCUAACGUAUCCGGUCGAACUUUUAUCUCGUGGCACCUGCUCCAAAUUUAGCUGCAGUCUUUUCACCUUGAGAUUUUAUAAUUUUAAGUAACUUGCUCUAAACAGUAGGAAGCGUUUUAGCGUAUGAUUGUGCUGAUGAAGUUGGAAUUUCUGAAAACACAACUGUUGGAUGAUACUAUAAGCAAUUAGUAAAUUACUGUUCUAGCAAUAGCGGUUUGAAUGCCAGAAUCAAUGUUACAGGAACUGGGUCGUUGAUGACUAGUUGUGAUUGGCUUUCUUUGAUGGUGAGGAUAUAAUUAUAUCCACCUUUGAGCUGAUAAAAUCUAAUCUUAUGU